Molecule: messenger RNA, 1476 nt
Organism: Sparassis crispa
Lineage: Eukaryota; Fungi; Basidiomycota; Agaricomycetes; Polyporales; Sparassidaceae
Product: Metallo-dependent hydrolase
Exons: 6
Coding region: 1-1476 (491 amino acids)
Molecular function (GO): hydrolase activity, acting on carbon-nitrogen (but not peptide) bonds, in cyclic amidines
Source: RefSeq, a predicted model, not a curated record
AUGCCGCAGCGCUCCAACCAACUGGUUAUGAUGAGUGGAAGGGAUGGGGACGAAGGCCUGAACAGACGCUUGGUUAUACACAAUGUUCAUCUAGAUCUUGACGACGAUGGACAUGCAGGCACCGAGCUAUACGAUGUUGUCUGCGUGGACGGCAUAGUCGAUACCAUCAGCCCUGCGGGGUGCAAAGACACCGAAUUUACCGACCUUGCAGACUCUCCCGAUCGUUGUGACCUUGAACAGCUUGACGCGGAAGGGCGGGGAAUUUUACUCCCAGCGUUGUGCCACGGGCAUAUCCACCUGGACAAGUGCUUCCUCUUGGACAAAUGCGAUGACCUAGUGUCAGGAGACUUCACAGAAGCGCUGAAGGUCACAGCGAAAGCCAAAAGCGCAUUCCCCGCUGACACGGAGGAUCUGUAUGACCGGGGUAAGCGACUAAUCACGGAGAGCGUGGAGUGUGGUGUCACGUUGAUGCGCGCCCACGUCGAGGUGGACCGGACUGUCAACAUGUGCUGCCUGGAAGCUGGUCUUCGGCUGAGGGAGGAGUUUCAAGAUAUCUGUGAUGUUCAGAUUGCAGCUUUUGCACAGGAUCCGUUAUUUGCCUCCCUGGACGACGAACACCCAGGGAGGAAUCUUGACCUCCUGCGCAACGCGUCCAGACGAGCUGGGGUACAGGCAGUUGGCUCUGCGCCCUACGUCGAGCCCAGUACAGAGCAUGCCAAACGCAAUAUUAAGCUCAUACUCGAUACUGCAAUUGAGAACCGACUGCACGUGGACUUCCACCUCGAUUACAAUGUAGAUCUCACCUCCGAACCUCUGAUUUGGUACGUGCUCGAGCAACUGCACGAGCGAAUCCGUUCUGGGCGAUGGCACGCAGGCGCACAUGUGUGCAUUGGGCAUGCAACGCGGCUGACACUGUUCUCCGCAGACGAGUGGACGAGGUUCUGCCAGCUCGUCUGCGAAAACGACCUGCCUGUCACGCUCGUGGGUCUGCCUCCGAGUGAUCUGUACAUGAUGGGCAGAAAUUUGCCGCAGGCACCCAGGAGCACGCUCAAUGUGCCAAAGUUGGCUAGGGAAUAUGGCUUGAAAAUCGGCAUGUCGGUCAACAAUAUUGAGAACGCUUUUACGCCUCAAGGCCCGUUAGACCCGCUGGCGUUGUGUCCUCUUGGGGUUGCUAUCUUCCAGGCUGGAACGAGGCAAGACUGCCGUACUCUUCUCGAAGCCGUCACGCUGAAUACCAGGACCGCAAUCGGGCACGCGACCAUGUCUCCCUUGACCGGUGAAAGCACGUCAACGUGUGGGCUGGUCCCAACCAUAGGCAAUGUUGCAGACUUCGUGCUACUUCACGAUAAUGAAACGGCGUAUUCUGCUGCACUGAAUCCGUCAUACUCUCGGACUACGAUAAAGGCCGGUGUAAUCGUUUCUCGCAGGCUGGCCAAGAAAUGGUUGCGAGAAAAGAAAACAGUUCAAAGUCUCUGA